AAUACUCCUAAAUUUUCCUACUUAACAAAACAACAACAAAAUUUCAACACCAAAAUGAACUCAUACCACAAAAAGAAAACACACACACUUGAACUUCUUCUUCCUUUUGUCAUUCUUUCCCAAAACUUGAAAAUUCAUUUUCAUGGCUUCUCUCUUCCCAACUAGCGCACAUCAUUCUAACACGCAAUACAACAACAACAAUUGGGUUUACCCAAUUUGGAAAACUUCAAUUCCAUUUUUAUCAUCUCAUUUAGUGUUUUUUCCUUGUUCAAUCAAUCAUAAUUCUUCCCCAAUUCAUCUCCACCGUUCAUUUUCUGGGUACCCUUUAAAUUUCAACCGCAUGAUUCUUCGUGCUAGUCCGGGCCCACCUCCGUCUCCUCCUGGACAGGAACCUCAGCGUUCCAUUGGUAUUGCAGCAACCUUUUCUAAGCUCUGGGACACACUGCAGAUUUUUGUUGCAGUUCUUUUCUGGAUGUCUUUAUUCUUCUGGUCAUCUGCUUCAGAUGGAAAGAAUUCAGGAAGAAGUAAUAAGAGCGAUCGUUUUAGAAAGUGAGUUGUAAGCAAUCGCAAUCUUAUAUGUACAUAGUCAUAGGUUACAGUACGAAGUAUUAGAUAUACAUAUAUAUAUAUGUCAUUUUACUAUGUAUUUUUUUGUUAGUUUAAUGAAGAUGAAAAUUACACUUUGUGCUGUUGUGCAUGAAGAUAGCUGUGAAUUGUGAUGAUGAAAAGAACACAUAGUUAUCUUUAGGGGUUGAAUCAUAAAUGUAGACUUUCUUGUGCUGUUGUGCAAGAAGAGGAUUGUGUUAGUGAAAUACUUAUCUGUC
Beta vulgaris subsp. vulgaris (sugar beet) is the source of this 824-nucleotide messenger RNA. RefSeq lists its product as uncharacterized. Lineage: Eukaryota; Viridiplantae; Streptophyta; Magnoliopsida; Caryophyllales; Amaranthaceae. Bases 143 to 553 code for a protein of 136 amino acids. The transcript has 2 exons. The record is from RefSeq and is a predicted model, not a curated record.